This is a messenger RNA of Argiope bruennichi, 884 nucleotides long. RefSeq lists its product as uncharacterized. The transcript has 3 exons. The record is from RefSeq and is a predicted model, not a curated record. Bases 22 to 723 code for a protein of 233 amino acids. Lineage: Eukaryota; Metazoa; Arthropoda; Arachnida; Araneae; Araneidae.
UGGUUUUUAAUACUGGUUACAAUGACUGGAGAGAUUUCGGUUCCUGUGAAAAAAACUGGUGAAGUAAUCAGCGAUGGAAUUUGCCAGCAUUCGAAACCAAACAUCUCUGCCGAAGUAUGCAUGGAUCUUGAAGAUGAGUUAUUUUAUAGGAAAAUGGAAUAUAAAAGCAAGCUUUUCACUAUGGCUUAUUUCUUCAUCGUUAUAGCCUUAUGUUCCGGCACCGUUUGUCUUUUCAUUUGGUGGCAGCCGAAGCAUGUGAGUUCGGAUAAUGUUAGUAUCAAUAAUGCUUUGAAAUUCAACAUGUCUGAGAUAAAAUUUGCCGAACCUAGCACUAUGGAAACAAAUCAAUCCAUCAAUGAGCUUCACCUAAGGAAAAAUUAUCUUAUCACUAUUACUUAUCAAGUUGACAAAGGCGAAGAUGUGCUGCGAUGUAUCAGUAUUAUCUCUCUAUUGUUGUUGCUGAUAUCUUUAAUGGGGAUGAAUCCAUAUAGAGAUGAUUGUAUCUCUGACACUCCGUCAGAGGAGGAACUGAAGUACAUAAUAAUCGACAACUUUGACAAAUUUAUAACCAAACCAAGGCAUGAUGUUAAGUAUGUCUUCAUCGAAAGACAUCGAGUCGUACCGGCCAUUAACAAGUACUCCAUUUCUCUCUUCCUGCUGGGAAUGGUUUUCCUCGGCCUUAUAGUUGCUAUAACUAUGUGUUUGAUGGAGCCGAUGUCUUAGGAACAGCAAAUGAAUCAUAGUAGCAAAAUACAAAAUUCUUUUGCUAUCAUAAGUCUGUCUUGCUUGGAAGCCAAAGAGCUUCUUUGAAAUAUGUAAUUUUUAUUCAUUUGACAGAAUUUUUUUUCAUUUAACACAAGAUGGAAAAACAUAUGCAAUAGAAC